Messenger RNA from Hydractinia symbiolongicarpus, 2887 nucleotides. RefSeq names its product E3 ubiquitin-protein ligase RNF13-like. The transcript is spliced from 11 exons. Lineage: Eukaryota; Metazoa; Cnidaria; Hydrozoa; Anthoathecata; Hydractiniidae. The coding region runs from base 158 to 1132 and encodes 324 amino acids. Gene Ontology annotation, cellular component: cytoplasm; nucleoplasm. The record is from RefSeq and is a predicted model, not a curated record.
GUUUCACUAAGUUUGGCGCGCCAUGCCGAUACGUUAUAACAAGCACGAGAUGAUCGAUGCAGCCGGCAUGUUUUUUUGUCAAAAACAAAACAAAACAAAAUGAUUCUCUGGUUAGCAACUUUGGAAUAAAGAACUAGCUAACUAAAUAGAAAAAGAUAUGCAUAAUUAUAUACUCUUGGUGUUGGUAACACAAAUUACCAGUGUGGAUGGCUAUGUUAAAGCGUAUCCACCAAGGUCAUCUAAUCUCACUAUACAGCAAUUUAGCGACAAAGAAGCAGAAUUUGGUCCUGAAAUACCUGAGGAGGGUUUACAAGGCCAAUUAUUUCUUGCAAGACCUUUAAAUGCAUGCCAAUCUGUGUUUCCAGCAGUUGUUUCAUCACAUCAUGCAUUCCUUUUAAUAAAAGAAUCAUCUUCUCAGCAGUCCUGUUCUUAUGCAAAACAGGUGUUCAAUGCACAAAAAGCUGGAUAUGAAGCAGCAAUAAUUUAUCGGAAUUCGCCAAGUUCAGAUAUUGCAACAAUGAGUGGUGAAGGCUCUGGUAUUUCAGCAGUAUGUGUGCAUUAUGAAUCUGGUAUCGCAUUACAGGAUUAUUUAUUUUACACAAAUUCAAUAAUACGGAUAUCAGGCAUACCAACAAUACCUUUGCAGUUGUAUUUGGUGCCCUUCGCAGUGGUUGUUGGGAUUUGUUUUUUCUUUAUGUUUGUUUUCAGUCUUGGUCGUUAUUGUCGUUAUCGUGUCAGACAGAAGCGUGCCAGGUUGUCGCCAGCAAAUUUGAAGAAAAUUCCUACAAAAAAGUUUAAAAAAGGUGAUGAGUAUGAUAUGUGCGCGAUAUGUAUUGAAGAAUACGAAGAAAAUGAUAAAAUUAGAAUAUUACCCUGUAACCAUGCUUACCAUUGUAAAUGUGUAGACCCAUGGUUAACAUCGGGUAAAAAGCUCUGUCCAGUGUGCAAACAACCCGCUGAUCCAGAGAAGAAAAAGAAAAGAAAAAAUAAACAUUUAGAGCCUUUUGAUAAUGCUAGUACGGGUUCGCAGCAAACAGCUACGGAGGAGAGUGCAGAAGAAUCAACGGACGAGCGAACGCCUUUAUUAUCCAGCACACAAGAAGUGCGCCAUUCAGGCGCUAUUGAUGUUUAAGGGGAUUGUAAUUAUUAUUAUUUCUGUGAAAACGUCAAGUCAAACGUCUAACACAAAUUGCACAAAUACAUGAUGACGUCAGUAAAAUAGACAUUCAUGACGUCAUUUUCAAGGAGAAUUUAUUUUUAUGUAAAAAAUUUAGUACGUUUUUGAAGUGUUUUCUGGAAAGGUCUUAAGAUGGGAGAAGGGCAGGAGGGAGUAUCUCAUAUUACCGGAAAUUGCAUUGAAAUUGAAAAGAAAUCUGCAAAUAAUUGGUUUCAAAGAGGUAAGGAAAUAUCGCUAGUAUUUGUUUUUUUCUAAAAAAACAUUUUAAAAAGAGAUAUUGGGCACUGAGAAACGUCAAGUUGAUUGGCGUAAAGACUUUUAAUGUUUAGAGAUUUAAAUUGUUUUUAUCUUUGUUUUGAAGAUAAUUCGAACAAUCGAGACAAACUGUUAACGCCGUGCAGCGCGCCCAGUUAUGUUGAGAUAGCAUUCCAGUCUUCACUUUAGUCUUUAUUUUUUUAUAUUAUAAUUUUUUGAAGAAGGUGUCUGUUUACGUGUUUCUAAUCAAACCUCUGAUUAAAAAUGGUCAGCUCUAUUUUAAACAUGGUUUACCAUUUUUCAAAGGAUCUUAAUAUUAUCAAACUGAAAAGAGAAGAUUCCUGAGUACAGGGGGAUUUUCACGAAGCGAAUUCGACGGCGAAUUGUAUCUGUGCAUGCGCAGUUUUGUUUGUUAUGAUUUUGCAUCGAAAUAUUCGCUUUGCUGAAAAGUAGAAACAGUUCCUACUUUUUCGCGGCUAAAGGUUUCGCUGCUAGUUGUAGACCAAUCAGAACGCGGUUAACCAAUGUAAACAAUGAAUUUGGCGUGUAAUUUAUUUUGUCGUGAAAAUUAAAAAGCGAAUUCGCCAUCGAUUUCGCCGUCGAAUUCGCCGUUUAAUUCGCUUCGUGGAAACCCCCCUUUACAUGUGGUUAUUAAGGUCAUGUCCCAUGUGACGCACAAUGGUAAUUUUGCAAUUAUUAUGUCGCUUCAAAAAACUCGUUUUUUAUAUGUAAUUAAAGAGGUGCUUUUGCUGCCUCGUGCAGAAAAAUAGUGUGAUGUAAAUAUACCUUUGUGUUGAUUGUAUUAAAGUACGAUUUACAUUGGUUUGAAGUUAUAUAAGUUUAGUAAUGUAAUUUAUGUAAAUCUUUUUAUUUUCGAAAGAAUUUGCAAAUAAAGUAAAUUAUAUAAAACGCCAACAGUCGUAAAGGAGUGAAAAAAUUAAAUUUCCUACUUCUAAUUUUAUCCUUUUUCUCACAGAUUUGAUCUAAAAUUCGUUUCUUAAAUUUUUUUUGUAAAAAAAGGAGUGCUGACGAAACGGGGGAUGAGGGAAAUAAAUGAAGGAGCAAGUCCGCCAAUUUGUUAUUCUCCAAUCUAGUUAGUUUAAAUUCAAAAGAUUUCUACGAUAGCGCCAAUUUUAAAGGGGGUUUCUCUCGCCCUACGAAUUCGUCGGUCAUGAAGAAUAAUGAUAGUAAAGGGUAUGUAAUGAGUAUUUGAUGGCUGCUUAGAAAUCUUUUUUUUUGAAAUUUUUUAUACUUUCAAAUCUACAAAGGCAAAAAUUUGGAGGAACAAGAUGGCGUUCGCAGUAGAUAAAUACAUUUUUCACGCCUGUUUUUCUUUGGACAUUUAAUUUAGGAUUAUUUAGACAUGAUACCGUACUGUAGAUAAUGUACAUAUGCCUAUGUAUAAUAACUGUGAUUCUCUGUAUAAUUUUCUUUUUUAAUAAAAUCACAAAUUGA